Molecule: messenger RNA, 1632 nt
Organism: Cryptomeria japonica (Japanese cedar)
Lineage: Eukaryota; Viridiplantae; Streptophyta; Pinopsida; Cupressales; Cupressaceae
Exons: 4
Coding region: 119-1372 (417 amino acids)
Source: RefSeq, a predicted model, not a curated record
UGGCCCUCAAGAUAACAAGCAACAAAGUAACAGCCUAUCGUGAGAUCAGAACCCUGAAAGGAAUAGCUCGAAAAUUUCACACACAGUUUGGUUUGGGUAAUAGUGUUUGAAGACGAAGAUGGCUGGAGAUUCAGAUUCAGUUGGUAGCAAUGAACGGCCAAAUUAUAUGUGUAGAUUUUGUAACAAGGCAUUUUCUAAAUCACAGAGUCUUUCAGGUCAUAUGAAAACCCAUGGUCGAGAGAGACGGAAUGAGAAAUAUGAAAAGGCAAAGGCUCUUGUUGAACAGAAUGCUUGGAAGCUGAGGAAUCAACAUGUAGCACCUCAAAAUUAUGCAUCCAUCCCAGGAGGAGUGCAGACACAAGUCCAGACAUGGGGUCAAGCUGGCUAUCCAUCUUCACUGUCAACAUAUUCAAACCAGAAUGUAGGUGGAGGAAUUUCAGGAGUUGGACCAUCUUUACCCACAUCAUAUUUGAACCAGCAACAGCAAGAUCACAUCAAUUCUCAAACGAGGGAGAGAUACCCAUCUCACCAUAAUCAUCAAAUGAGGGAGACUUAUCUAUCUCACCAUAAUCAUCAAAGGAGGGAGACAUAUCCAUCUCCACUCUCAACAUAUUCAAAGCAGAAUGUAGGUGGAGGAAUUUCAGGAGUUGGACCAUCUUUACCUCAAGCUAUCUAUCCAUCUUCAUUCUCAACAUGUACAUAUCAGAAUGAAGGCGGAGGAAUUUCAGGAGUUGGAUCAUCUUUACCGACAUCAUAUAUGAACCAGCAACAGCAAGAUCAUACUAAUUAUCAACAGCAACAGCAACAGCAAGAGUUUGCUCAAAAUCCAGGAGAUCUCUUAUAUUAUCAAACCAUCCUAGGAGGAGUGCAGACACAUGUUGAGCUAUCUAGUCCAUCACAAGUCCAGGCAUGGCCUCAAGCUGGCUGCUCAUCUUCACUCUCAACAUAUUCAAACCAGAAUGUAGGUGGAGGAAUUUCAGGAGUUGGGCCAUCUUUACCCACAUCAUAUUUGAACCGGCAACAGCUAGAUCGUCACAAUUAUCAAAUGAGGGAGAGAUACCCAUCUCUUCCUUACCAAAGGAACAACAAUCUACAAAGAGGAGGAGGAGCAUCUGUUGUUAACAAUUCAGGAAUAAGUGGACCUUCUGUUCCCACGAACAGUCAUUUACAAAUAAGAGGGCCCUCUUUUCCAACUUUACAAGGAGGCAAUCCGAAUCUUAAUGUGAGUGGAUAUGCAGCAGCAUCAGCAUCUGAGCAACAGCAACAAUCUGCACAAGCCAUUCUUCAGCACUUGCCUCGCCUUGUUCAACCAUCAGCACCAUCAUCAUCCGCAACGGAGGAAAGCGAUGAGGUUAGGUUAGAAAGAAAGUGAGCAUAAAGAAAAUGCUGCCAUUUAUGUCAAUCUGUCAAAGUGACGUGCAGCUAUGUGAACCUGGAUAAAUCAAGAAAUGGUGUAAGAAUCUGCGAAGCAAGAAGCCAUGAUCACUAUUUGUGCCCUGUUUUCUGUGAAAUUUCUGUCAUACAUGAGGAACUAGAGUUAUGAACUUAAAUGUAGAAGCAUUUCACCACGUUGUAAACUGCAAUCAUGUGCAGAGAUUUUCAAUAUUAAAAUGUUUUUUUCAAUGUUAUAUG